This is a messenger RNA of Cyclopterus lumpus (lumpfish), 2988 nucleotides long. It is a transcript of the gene clptm1, whose product is annotated as CLPTM1 regulator of GABA type A receptor forward trafficking. The transcript is spliced from 14 exons. Lineage: Eukaryota; Metazoa; Chordata; Actinopteri; Perciformes; Cyclopteridae. Gene Ontology annotation, cellular component: endomembrane system; membrane. The record is from RefSeq and is a predicted model, not a curated record. Bases 82 to 1992 code for a protein of 636 amino acids.
CGCUUCAAACUGUCCUCUCGCGAGACGGAGCACAGUUUCCCAGGCAGCAGUGUGGCGUGUGCGCGAUAGAGACAAGGGAAGAUGGCGACGCAGGAGAGCGAAGCAACUAUAGCUACCGCGAGCAACGGCGAGGUGAGCAGUAAUGGGACUACUGCAACAACAGAUGGCCAGGUUGUGCAGACGGCUGAAAAUGCACUGGAUCCUCAGCAGCCGCCGCCGCAACCACCACCUAAUGCAUGGCAGGUCAUUAAAGGAGUCCUCUUCAGAAUCUUCAUAAUCUGGGCGAUCAGUAGCUGGUUCCGUCGAGGGCCUUCAACUCCAGACCCCAACACCCCAGCCGGGGCACCCAGAGUACCCAGCAGGAACCUGUUCCCUAAGGACACCCUCAUGGACCUGUAUGUGUAUUUGUCCCCAGAGGAGGUGUUCUCAGACUUCAACAACACGGAAGCCCUGUUCUGGUUCCACAGGGACUUAGUCUACGGAGACUGGACCAUUGGCGAGAACGGGGAUGGCUGUUACGAGCACCAUAAGGAUAUGGAGAUCCCAGAGACAUUGCAGCUGAAUGGUUCCCUUUACAUGCACAUCUACUUCACUAAAAGUGGAUUCCACCCAGACCCAAAACGCAAGGGGCAAUAUCGCAGACUGGCAACAGUUCAUUCAACACGCAUGCUAAAUAAAUUCAAGCGAAGAAAGUUUAUGAAGACAAAGAAUCUGCUAACGGGCGAGACAGAAGCAGAUCCCGAAGUGAUCAAGCGAGCAGAGAGCCAUGGUCCAGUGGAGAUCAUCUCUCAUUGGCACCCCAACCUCACCAUUAACAUGGUGGAUGACCACACUGCCUGGGUUAAGGGCUCUGUUCCCCCUCCUCUUGACCAACAUGUUAAGUUUGAUGCGGUAAGUGGAGACUACUAUCCCAUUGUCUACUUCAAUGACUACUGGAACCUUCAGAAGGACUACUUUCCCAUCAACGAUACCCUGACAACACUCCCACUGCGCCUCGCCUACUGCCCACUUUCCUUGUGGCGUUGGCAGCUGUACGCUGCCCAAAAUGCACGUUCACCGUGGAACUUCCUACCUGAUGACACCUACGAGCAGUCUGAUGAAGACCAAGACUCUGUCAAGGUGGCUCUUUUGGAAACCAACCCGUAUCUGCUGGGAAUCACCAUUGUUGUCUCCAUUGUGCACAGCAUUUUCGAGUUUCUUGCCUUCAAGAAUGAUAUCCAGUUCUGGAACAGCAGACAGUCUCUCGAAGGCCUCUCUGUGCGAUCCAUCAUAUUUGGAGUCUUCCAGUCUCUAGUCGUGCUGUUGUACAUCCUGGACAACGAAACUAACUUUGUGGUGCAGGUCAGCGUCUUCAUCGGCCUUCUUAUUGACCUGUGGAAAAUCACAAAGGUCAUGGACGUCAAGUUGGACAGAGAGAACAAAAUUGCAGGGGUGUUGCCAAGAUUGGUAUUCAACGACAAGUCAACAUAUGUGCAGUCUUCAACCAAAAUCUACGACGAUAUGGCCUUCAAGUACCUGUCGUGGCUGCUCUACCCUUUGUUUGGCUGCUAUGCUGUCUACAGUCUAUUGUACGUAGAGCACAAAGGCUGGUACUCAUGGGUACUCAGCAUGCUCUAUGGCUUCUUGUUAACUUUUGGUUUCAUUACAAUGACGCCACAGCUAUUCAUCAACUACAAAAUGAAGUCUGUGGCCCACCUCCCAUGGAGGAUGCUCACCUACAAGGCUCUCAACACCUUUAUUGAUGACCUGUUUGCCUUUGUCAUCAAGAUGCCCAUGAUGUACAGGAUAGGAUGCCUCAGAGAUGACGUGGUGUUCUUCGUCUACCUUUACCAACGCUGGAUCUAUCGGGUUGAUCCCAACCGGUUCAACGAGUUUGGCACCAGUGGAGUGGAACGUGUCCCCGACGGCACGGAAGCGGCAGACGCUGCUCCUGCCACGGCGGCCAUCGCCGCCAUCACAGACAAACCAGAGGGGGAGAAGAAGAAUGAUUAGGCUAGACAACGCCUGUAUCGGCCUCCCUGGCACUUCUGGGGCGAAGAGGACUUGUCGAAAUUAGGCAGGGAGGGGAGUCGUUGUUAUGCUGUCAUGGACGCCGCUACAAAAAAAAAAUGCAGUUCAACUGUUCCCUAUGAUUUUUGUGUGGAUCCACAGAAAAUCAUAUUCAGUGUAGACUUGGUAAAUUCUUAUUUCUGUUCCCGACCCUCUCGUUUUGCAGUUCAAGUGAAGUAAAACAAAACGUGAUGUACUGUAUCUGUAUGUUUUUUCAGAGGGUAACAAUGUCUGACAGGGGAAGUCGUUGCAGUUAUACUACUUUUUUUUUUAAUACAGAGUAAAAAAAGAGGCUAUGUUUAGCUUUUUUUUUCCUACUUUGUGUAGAUUCCUUGUGAAUUUUUCUUUUCAUUCCAUGAGCAUCGUGUUUCGGAUUGCCUGGAACGUGGUGAGUAGUGCUGGAGGAAACUGGAAAGGUCCUGGAAAGGAGGUUAAAAAAAGAGAUGUGGUGACUGAUGGACGACCCUACAGGACGCUACCCACGAGACAGUGACUACUACCCUCAAUUUUAAGAUAAUUAAUGUUCCAAACUUGAACAUAAAAAAAUAACAGCCUUGCUGGUAUUAAUAUAAAUAUGUUAAUAUUGUCAAUGACUUAAUUUAGUUUUUCAGUCUAUGAAGCAUUUUUUUGUAUGUCCUCAAACUGCACAGAAUCUCAGCUUGUCAUGUUAAUAAUACUGUUGUCAAAUCUGUGUAGCAUUAGCUAAUUUGCAAGUCUAAUUUUAAUUUUACUCUCUCAACCAGAUGUCUGAUUUUCAAAUUGUUUAACAUUCACGCUCCAAAACCGAUCACCUUGACAGACAGUGGAGAGUCGGGUGUGUGCUGGAAGAAUUCCAGUGUGUCUCUUGUUUUUAUUUUGAGUGCUGUAAAUCCUGAAACAAAUAGGUUUCCAUGUUCGUACAUAUUAAAUUGAUUCACUCAUGUUUCUAGUAAAACUUAA